GAAGGUUGUCGGUAUCGUUCGUCGUAAUAUGCAUAUUGCGCUUCAUUUAAAUUAGCACACAAUCGCCUUCGGGCACCCAAACAACGGAUGCGUCAGUUGUCGCCGCCAUCUUCAACGGUUUACCACUCGAGUGUCCCGAAAAAUGUUCGCUUCGCGCGUGCAAAAAGGAAACGACUCCGCGAACGCAAAAGGAUUCGCCGUUUUAGUGUACAAAAUGUUGCCGGAAGCCUUCCAGGACACGAUGCUGUCGGACAUGAAGGAGAUGCCGUGCGUCCAGCUCAACAACUAUCUGCUCCAGAUAGAGCUAGACGAGCUGAGGCCGGAGGUCAGGGAAAUCGCUAGGAAGGAGCUCAGGGAAACGCCCGACGUGGCUAGAGAGGCUGUCAAAGAGCUACGGGAACUCCUCAAGGAGGAGAGUGACCUCUACGUGCCCUUGGAACGCGACCUGUGGCUGAUACGUUUCCUACGCCCUUGCAAAUUUUACCCGGAAAGCGCGAGAGAUUUGAUCAAACGGUACUACGCGUUCAAGCGGAAACACGCUGAACUCUACGACAACCUCCUCCCUAGCAACGAGAAGAAUAUAUUCCAGCAAAACAUCCUCACGGUGCAGCCCAACAGGGACCAGCUGGGACGACGGAUAUUGAUUAUAGAACUAGGCAAAAAAUGGAAAACGAGUGAGGUGACCCUCGAUGAGGUGUUCAAAGGGUGCGUGUUGUUCCUGGAGGCGGCCAUGUUGGAGCCCGAGACCCAAGUCUGCGGCGCCGUCGUCAUAUUCGACAUGGACGGGUUAUCCCUCGGCCAGACCACCAAGUUCACCCCUUCGUUCGCCGGCAGGAUAGUCGAGUGGCUCCAGGACAGCGUCCCGCUCAGGAUAAAGAACAUCCACAUCGUGAACCAGCCGUAUAUAUUCAAGAUAGUGUUCGCGCUGUUCAAGCCGUUCCUGCGCGAGAAGCUGCGCAGUCGCAUCAUUUUUCACGGCACGGACCGCAAGAGCCUCCAUCAGCACAUGGACCCCAAGUGCCUGCCUCAGUGUUACGGGGGCACCCUCGACCUCCCGAGGAUAGACGGCGCCCAGUGGCUCGAGUUGUUGGAGAAAUGCGAUCAGGAAUUCAAAGCCAUCAGCCAGUACGGGUACGCCAAGAAGGGAGCCGCCAAGUGACCCGCGUAGUAUUUCUCGUCUCUUGUUUCUAUUGUUUUCGGUUUUUUUUUUUCGUUUUAUUUGGGAUUAUUGUUUUUGUUAUUUAUUCGGUGUAAGCGUCGAGACUAUUGUCGUGUACUUAUCGUGAUCGAAACUGCAUCACCAU
Messenger RNA from Cylas formicarius (sweet potato weevil), 1304 nucleotides. Its product is annotated as alpha-tocopherol transfer protein-like. The record is from RefSeq and is a predicted model, not a curated record. Gene Ontology annotation, cellular component: membrane. The transcript is spliced from 7 exons. NCBI's taxonomy places the organism in Eukaryota, Metazoa, Arthropoda, Insecta, Coleoptera, Brentidae. Gene Ontology annotation, molecular function: phosphatidylinositol bisphosphate binding. Bases 143 to 1159 code for a protein of 338 amino acids.